Molecule: messenger RNA, 2861 nt
Organism: Odocoileus virginianus texanus
Lineage: Eukaryota; Metazoa; Chordata; Mammalia; Artiodactyla; Cervidae
Gene: SRRM5
Product: serine/arginine repetitive matrix 5
Source: RefSeq, a predicted model, not a curated record
UCUCAUCGCUCUCUGCAUCCUCUCCUUAUCCUGAGCAUAAGGCAGCCUGAGGAGGCAUAUGCUGAAGAGCUGUGAAGCAUACUUCCAGCUUUGGGCUGGGGGGCCCACCCCUCUUUCUCCUCCCACCUCUGACUUCACACCACCCCUCCAGGGUCUUCACUGCCCACUGUGACUUCACAAAGUUGGCUUGAGCAAGGCAAUCAGGUAGUAACCUGUGGCUACCAGGCCUUUUGUGUCCACCGUGACUUCCAGGCCCACGAGCCCUUUCACGGCCACCAUGCCUUCUCCACCUACGAGAGCCCCAAAGCCCAGCACAUCUCCGGCACCCACUGGACCCCCGAUGCCCGCAGAGUCUCCCAAGCCUCCCGCCUCCUUGAAGACCCCCAAAUCAGCAGUGCCCAACAGCCCCUCGGCAUCCACCAAACCAUCCACAGCCCCCAACUCGGUCACAAGCCCAAGCAGUUCCAAAUCUCCCAAAUGGGCGAAGACCAAGACAGCCCCUUCUAACCAGCCCAGCCACAAGUCGCGAGUCCACAGCCAGGCACGCACGCCCAGCAAAGCCAGCACUGACACCCGGGCCAGCACUGACACCAGGGUCAGCAAGGCCAGCAAGGCCAGCGGGGUAAGACGCCCCCAGCACCAAGGCACCCGCAGCCGGGGCAGAACUCCUGGCAGAAAGGGAAGCCGCAGCUCCAAGCGGUCAGCCAACAGGGCCAGCACGCCGAGCAGGAUACGAACUCACGGUGCCAAACCAGGCAUGCCCAGCAAGGUGAGAACUACUUCCCAGCAAAAACAGGGUAGGGGGAAGAGUUACAGCAGGCCUAGAACCAGCAACCAGGAAAGGAGUGAGAGCCAGCCUAGAAGUGUGAGCCGAAAGAAGAGCAACAGCCCCCCAGGAACCUCUGAUAUGGGAAAGAGUUCCAGCCCGGCUGCAGCCCCCAGCAGGGCAAAGAGUUACAGCCCCACUCGAACUCCCUUCAAGGAGACAGGUUACAGCCAGUCUCCCUCAUUGUCGCGGAGGGUGAAGAGUUACAGUCAGAUGAUUACCCCCAGCAGGGAAUGGAGUUACAGCCCGACUGAAGCGUUCAGCAGGGUCGAGAGUUACAACCAGGGUAGUAUGCCCAGCCGGCCCCAAAGUCACAGCAGGUCUAGCAGUCCCAGCCGGCCCCAAAGUCACAGCCGGUCUAGAACGCCGAGAAGGGCAAGAAGUCACAGCCGGGAGAGGGCCCACAGCAGGGUGAGAAGUCACAGCUGGAAGAGAAACCACAGCAGGGCAAGAAGUCGGACCCGCAAGGGAACUCCCAGUCAGACGGGAAGACAGAGUCCGUCAAGAAUCCGCAGCAAGGGGAAAAAUUAUACCCAAUCUAGAAGCCCCAGAAAGGAAAGAAGUCACAGCCAGUCUAGAAGCCACAGCAAGGAGAGAGGUUACAGGCGAUCUAGAACCCACAGCAAGGAGAGAGGUCGCAUAUGGUCUAGAACCCCCAGCAAGGAGAGAGACCACAGCCGAUCUAGGACCUCCAGUGAGGAGAGAGACCACAGUCGAUCCAGAACCCCCAGCAAGGAGAGAGAGUACAGCCAAACUAGAACCCUCAGCAAGGGAAGAUAUUACAGCCGAUCUAGAACCCCCAGAAAAGAGAGAGAUCACAGCCGAUCUCGAACCUCCAGCAAGGGGAGAGAUCACAGACAACCUAGAACCCCCAGCAAGGAGAGCGAUCACAGCCAAACUAGAACCCCCAUCAAGGAGAGAGAUCACAGCCGAUCUACAACCCUCAGCAAGGAAAGAGAUCACAGCCAAACCAGAACCUCCAGAAAAGAGAGAGAUCACAGCCGAUCUCGAACCUCCAGCAAGGGGAGAGAUCACAGUCGAACUAGAACCCCCAGCAAGGAGAGAGGUCACAGCCGAUCUACAACCCUCAGCAAGGAAAGUGAUCACAGCCAAACCAGAACCUCCAGAAAAGAGAGAGAUCACAGCCGAACUAGAACUCCCAGCAAGGAGAGAGAUCACAGCCGAUCUACAACCCUCAGCAAGGAAAGAGAUCACAGCCAAUCUACAACCUUCAGCAAGGAAAGAGAUCACAGCCAAACCAGAACCUCCAGAAAAGAGAGAGAUCACAGCCGAUCUCAAACCUCCAGCAAGGGGAGAGAUCACAGUCAACCUAGAACCUCCAGCAAAGAGAGAGAUCACAGCCAAACUAGAACUCCCAGCAAGGAGAGAGAUCACAGCCGAUCUACAACCCUCAGCAAGGAGAGAGAUCACAGCCAAACCAGAACCUCCAGAAAAGAGAGAGAUCACAGCCGAUCUCGAACCUCCAGCAAGGGGAGAGAUCAUGGCCGAUCUAGAACUCCCGGAAAGAAGAGAGACCACAGCCUGACCAGCACGUCCAACCAAGAAAGUGACCCCAACAAGGAGAGCAAUUCCAGCCAAUCUACAACCCCCAGCAAUCUCAGCAGGAAGGGAUCCCAUAGCAGAGCACAGAGUCCUAAUGAGAACACAACACCUAGCGAGACAAGGAACCACUCCCGGUCAAGAUUUCUUAGCAGAGCCCCAGGCCCAAACCAGGAUGAUACACAAGCCGACACUACCGCCUCUAAGCCCAUCUCACCUGGAGAAAGGUCCUCGUCGUCUUCUUCCAAGCUGGCGUAGCCCCCAGUCUCAGCUGGCUCACGGGUCUCUGUCAUGGCCGGGGGAGGGGACAGGAGACAGGAGCAGAGCAGAAGCUGGGCAGUGUCCCUCGCUGGCCAGCUUUCCACAGCCACACCUCGGCCACAGGUCCUCUAAUGCGGAUGUCGGCUUGUAGAGAGGGAUACUGGAUCGGGAAGGAAAGACCUGUGGCAACAAUAAAUUUUUACAUAGCAUCUGC